Molecule: messenger RNA, 1712 nt
Organism: Otolemur garnettii (small-eared galago)
Lineage: Eukaryota; Metazoa; Chordata; Mammalia; Primates; Galagidae
Gene: RTL6
Product: retrotransposon Gag like 6
Exons: 2
Coding region: 397-1113 (238 amino acids)
Source: RefSeq, a predicted model, not a curated record
CCAAGGCCGCCUUCCGGGCCGAGCUGACCGGGAAGCAGUUGUCGGCCGCCGCUGCGGUGACUCAUCGGCCUGGCCGCGUCCCCCGAGCGGGCCAUCUUGGUCGCGGUUGGCGCGGCACACCGAGCCGCGGGGACCCCAGGGCCCGGACGAGUCCACCUCCCGCCCAGCAUCGUGGCCUGCCGUGGAGGAGCCGCGUUCCCUGGCGCGAGACCCCCCGGCCCGCCUCGGCCUGGGCCCCGGCUGCUCCUCUCUAGGCCCCUCUGCCCCUGCUCGUCGAGCGGAGCCGACCCGGGUCUCCGCUGGGCCCACCGCGGCUUCAGCCUCCCAGGUUCUGGUUACACAGCCCCCACCUUCACCCACCCGUCGGUCUCAGCCUAGGGCUGACCUCUGGCCAUCAUGGUCCAGCCGCAGACAUCCAAGGCCGAAAGCCCGGCCUCGGCCGCUUCCAGCGCCCAGAUGGACGACGUUAUUGACACGCUGACCUCCCUGCGCCUCACCAACUCCGCGCUGCGGCGGGAGGCCUCUACCCUGCGGGCUGAGAAGGCCAACCUCACCAACAUGCUGGAGAGCGUGAUGGCCGAGCUGACCUUGCUGCGCACUAGGGCGCGGAUCCCGGGGGCCCUGCAAAUCACCCCGCCCAUCUCUGCCAUUACCUCGAAUGGGACUCGACCCAUGACCACCCCACCGACCUCUCUGCCCGAGCCGUUCUCCGGAGACCCGGGUCAGCUGGCAGGGUUUCUGAUGCAGAUGGACAGGUUCAUGAUCUUCCAGGCCUCCCGCUUUCCGGGCGAGGCCGAGCGAGUGGCCUUCCUUGUGUCCCGACUGACGGGGGAGGCUGAGAAGUGGGCUAUUCCCCAUAUGCAACCUGACAGCCCCUUGCGAAACAACUACCAGGGGUUCCUGGCAGAGUUGCGGAGAACCUACAAGUCUCCGCUCAGGCAUGCUCGGCGCGCCCAGAUCAGGAAGACUUCUGCCUCUAACAGGGCUGUGCGGGAACGGCAGAUGCUCUGCCGCCAACUGGCCGCAGCGGGCACCGGGCCCUGCCCUGUGCAUCCAGCCUCAAAUGGGACGAGUCCAGCACCGGCCUUGCCCACCCGAGCGCGGAACCUUUGAGAAUCCCCACUACGUUGGCGGCAUAUGCAGCCAUCCAGGUAGCAUAAGGUCUUUGCUGCGUAGAAGAAAUGUCCGUAAAACAGCAUCGCCCCUGUUUGAAGACAUCCCCUCCCACCUCUCCAGACCUAUAACAUAAGGAGAUCUUCCUUUAUCCCUUUUGGGUGCCCUGCUUACCCACCUUGCCGCGUUUCUUAUUAUGAUGUGCCAGCUUUGUGCCCACAACUCAUUGCAUGCUUCCUCUCCUCUGGCUUGCACCCCUCGCUGUUCUAAUGACUGCAGCUCUGCUACUCUGGCACACCUGACUUCACUGCUGAUGGACCACUCCCAGCCUGACUAGGUUCCUGGAGGCUGCUACUCUGCCCUCUGCAAGCCCCAGGGCAGCGUCCUACCUGGUUGCCCUGUUCUCACGGAUGAGUUCUGGACAGAAAGAAGCUGAUUUGGUCAGGCCAGUGGCUUGAUGGGUGUACUUGGAGAGGGGAGUCUGGCUUUCCACUCACAGGUGAUCAGCCACCAGCCCUGCCAGGGCCCAGUGUAUCAGGCAGGGGUCUCAUCCUUGCUGUCAGCGUCACUGCUAGGAAUGUAGUGGGGAACAAGCUUUA